Molecule: messenger RNA, 1409 nt
Organism: Vigna unguiculata (cowpea)
Lineage: Eukaryota; Viridiplantae; Streptophyta; Magnoliopsida; Fabales; Fabaceae
Product: RNA-binding (RRM/RBD/RNP motifs) family protein
Molecular function (GO): mRNA binding
Source: RefSeq, a predicted model, not a curated record
AAUUAAUAAUAAAGUGGUGCAAGAAGCAAUAACCAACAUUUUAAUUGGGUUUUAAUUAUCUUUUCUUCAACCUUAGGCCCAGUAAACUUUUACUAUUUCCUUGUUAAAGUGAGAGCCCACCAGGAAGAAAUAUGCAAGAAAGUUGUGGAACAAGAUAUUUCAAAUUAAUUAAAUUGGCAUAACCCAGAUAGAACCCUAAGAAGUCCAAACGCUGUUUUCGAGUCCAAUUUAUCAUUCCCUCUGCAUUGUGGAAUUCGAUCGGAGUUGCGAUCAAUGACGACACCACCGUCUUCCUCGUCAGCUUCCCAAUCGCAGUUUGCCUAUUCAAACCCUUCCUAUUUUCCCGUCCCAUUUCACCUGCAGCAACCUGCAACAACUCAUUACGCUGCACCCUACGUCGCCGCCCCCUCCGUGCAAAUCCCCGCUCCUCCCGUCGUCGGUCCGGUUGCGCCGGCGCCGGUUCCCGCUGUAUACUCCGCUGUGCCGCAAUACCAGGCGCAACAGUUAUUUGAAAGGGAUGCACAGAUAAUUACGCCGGAGGCUCUUGAGAAUGUUAAGGCAGCGAUUGCGAGCAGCGACGUGGAACACAAAACCGAUGCCAAAAGGAAAGCGGUUCCUCGCAAAGCUGCUGGCCAAUCAUGGGAGGAUCCUAUCCUCGCUGAGUGGCCAGAAGAUGACUAUCGGCUCUUCUGUGGUGAUCUUGGUAAUGAAGUGAAUGAUGAUGUUCUUUCAAAAGCUUUUUCCCGAUUUCCUUCCUUUAACAUGGCACGAGUUGUCAGAGAUAAGCGCACUGGUAAAACAAAGGGUUAUGGAUUUGUGAGCUUUGCCAAUCCUUCUGACCUUGCUGCUGCACUUAAAGAAAUGAAUGGAAAAUAUGUUGGAAAUCGGCCAAUAAAACUACGCAAGAGUAACUGGAAGGAGAGGACUGAUUAUGAAGCACUGGAGAAACAGAAGAAUCACAUUCAAAAGAAACCAAAGUUGUCCAGGAAAGGUGUGCUGCACAAGUAAAAGGGGCCAGAAUCUAUGUAAAUCAGGUUACCAACUUGGCUAAGUAAAACGGUGUUUACAAAAUGCUAUUUGUCUUUUCAUAUGAAAUGUAGCCUACUUAAGGGCCUCCCUCUCAGAUAUUUAUUUCCAAGGAACUGCUUGCAAAAUUCUGUACCUUAAUUCUGAUGUUUAUAUUUCAGGAAUAUGCAGUGGGAUGAGGAAUUAAACUCAAAAUGUAUAAAAUUUGACUUCUGCAUAUUUGAAUUAAUGAAAAAUCUUAGAUUAUGUACUCAUGUUCGCCCUUUGGGGAGAAGGGUAAAUACAAUUUGAAGAUCCCAUCUGCCACAAACUGGCUACUGAAAACUGUUAUUUAAUGGGAAAAUGUGACUAUGUACCCAUGCUUGGAAGUGUCUUUUGGAUUU